Schistosoma mattheei is the source of this 729-nucleotide messenger RNA. Lineage: Eukaryota; Metazoa; Platyhelminthes; Trematoda; Strigeidida; Schistosomatidae. The record is from the annotation of a GenBank genome assembly.
AUGUCGACAAUAUCUGCUUGUUCAAAUAAGUUAGCAAAUGAACGUCAUAGUGGGAAUAUAUCGACUACACUGAUUGAAAACUUUAAUAUACAUCAUCAUGGUGUUCACAGUAAUCUUCAUCAUCAUGACAAUACUUUAUAUCCAAUGAAUCACAUGGCUACACCAAGCCCAUCUCCUUUUUCAAAUGAAAACUCAUCUGAACAACGUCGUCAAAAUACAUCGUUACCCGCACCGCAUUUAUUGUUGCAAUCGAAAUCAGAUUAUUCACGACCAUCUGUGUUAAACACACACAUAAAUAAUAAUAACAAUAAUAAUAGUAAUGGUAUUAAUCGUGCUAACAAUUCAUACUGUACAUCAAAUAGUAUAAACUAUUCAAAUAAUUCAGAGGCUGUGAAUUUGAAUCAUUGUGAUCAAACUAUGGAGAUUAAACAACCAUACAUUAAUACAACAACACCUACUACUACAAUCACUAGUACUGCUGUUAGUGUUACGAAUAAUUAUCAUAAUGGUACAAGAAAUAAUUACAUUUAUCAACGUACUAAUUUACUGAAUUCUCAAUAUGAUCAGUUGUCUGAUUCUAUAGCCUAUAAUGAUAGUAGUAAUAAUGAUAAUAAUAAUGAAUACAUGAAUUAUUCAAAUAUGCCAGAAAGUGAAUUCGGACAUUGGAAUACUAGUUCUCUUACAGAUGAUUUGAAAAUCAACUCUAGAUCAGGAUUUCGUCUCAUCUGA